Molecule: messenger RNA, 570 nt
Organism: Mangifera indica (mango)
Lineage: Eukaryota; Viridiplantae; Streptophyta; Magnoliopsida; Sapindales; Anacardiaceae
Product: 40S ribosomal protein S3-3-like
Exons: 3
Coding region: 118-363 (81 amino acids)
Cellular component (GO): nucleus; cytosolic small ribosomal subunit
Molecular function (GO): structural constituent of ribosome; RNA binding
Source: RefSeq, a predicted model, not a curated record
GACUCGCAACGCAAACCCCUUCAAAAAUUAGGGUUUGGAGAGUUGCGCAGGAGCCACCCGCAUUGCUCACUUACUGAUAUCUAAUAUCUGCAACUGAACAAAACAAAACAAAACAACAUGGCUACUCAAAUAAGCAAGAAGCGUAAGUUUGUGGCCGAUGGAGUGUUUUUCGCCGAGUUGAACGAGGUAUUGACUAGAGAGCUGGCAGAGGACGGCUACUCUGGCGUGGAAGUCAGGGUAACUCCCAUGCGCACAGAGAUCAUCAUCCGAGCCACUCGCACCCAGAACGUUCUCGGGGAGAAAGGAAGGAGGAUUAGAGAGCUUACCUCAGUGGUGCAGAAGCGUUUUAAGUUUCCGUGUUAGGAUUAGAAAAUGCUUAGACAAAAGUAUGUAGGUGGUAACCCUAAGGGUGGUUUGGAUGGUGUUAGCUUGGAAUCCCCAAAAAGAAGGUCUUUGAUGCAAGAUUUAAUGAACCCAUAUUAAGAUUAAAUCUCGACUUAUUUAGUACACCUUCGUAUGUUCCACCGUAAACCAUUCACCAUCGAAUCACAAUAUUACUUCCUCCAAUGA